This is a messenger RNA of Andrographis paniculata, 1788 nucleotides long. Its product is annotated as dihydropyrimidine dehydrogenase (NADP(+)), chloroplastic. Gene Ontology annotation, molecular function: dihydropyrimidine dehydrogenase (NADP+) activity; uracil binding; iron-sulfur cluster binding. The transcript has 7 exons. Gene Ontology annotation, cellular component: cytoplasm. Gene Ontology annotation, biological process: thymine catabolic process; uracil catabolic process. Bases 290 to 1561 code for a protein of 423 amino acids. NCBI's taxonomy places the organism in Eukaryota, Viridiplantae, Streptophyta, Magnoliopsida, Lamiales, Acanthaceae. The record is from RefSeq and is a predicted model, not a curated record.
AAUUUCCAAAAAAAGGUCAUCUCCUUCAACGCCACGCCAGAAGAGCGCACAAUUUCUCCGUUGUUUUUAUAAGAACAGAUUGAGAUUGUUUGAUUGAUCGAUUUUGUCCAACUCAUCCACGCCAUAUCGCCGAAAUACAAAUUUUUAAUUCCAGCUUGCAGAGCAAUAAAAUAAUUCAUUUCAAUCAGAUUCUUCAGAUAUUCAUAUUUAUCGCUUUCCGACAUCUCCUGUGGAGAACAGUUCCAGCUUCCAAGUGCCAGCGGCGAAAGGAGCCACAGAUUUUACAGCUAUGGCGUCUCUCGGAUUGGCUCACCAGAUCAGCAGCACGGCGGCGGAGUUCCCGGCGGCGCGGCGGCGUUGGCGGAAUUCUCUGGUCAGUAAACCCCGGGUCGGGUUCAGAGUGUUAGCCCAGGCUAGUCCGGAUCCGGAUCUUAGCGUGAUGGUGAACGGGUUGAAGAUGCCCAACCCGUUUGUUAUUGGAUCGGGUCCUCCGGGCACGAAUUACACAGUCAUGAAACGCGCCUUCGACGAAGGCUGGGGCGCCGUCAUCGCUAAAACGGUGUCGUUGGAUGCCGCGAAAGUCAUCAACGUAACUCCUCGGUACGCCAGAUUGAAGGCCGGCGAGAAUGGCUCGGCGAAAGGGCAGGUCAUAGGGUGGGAGAACAUUGAGCUUAUAAGCGACCGGCCUCUAGAGACAAUGCUGAAGGAAUUUAAGCAGCUGAAGGAAGAGUAUCCAGACCGGAUUCUUAUUGCUUCGAUCAUGGAAGAGUACAGCAAGGCUGCGUGGGAGGAAGUCAUCGAUCGAGUCGAGCAAACUGGCAUCGAUGCUAUCGAAAUUAAUUUCUCGUGCCCCCAUGGUAUGCCCGAGCGCAAAAUGGGGGCUGCCGUCGGGCAAGAUUGUGGAUUGUUGGAGGAAGUGUGUGGAUGGAUCAACGCAAAAGCGACUGUUCCGGUUUGGGCUAAGAUGACGCCAAAUAUCACGGACAUUACAGAGCCAGCAAGAGUUUCUCUGCAGAAUGGAUGUGAAGGUGUUUCUGCAAUCAACACAAUCAUGAGUGUCAUGGGGAUUAAUCUCGACACGUUGCGACCCGAGCCCUGCGUAGAAGGGUACUCGACGCCGGGAGGGUAUUCUGCCAAGGCAGUCCACCCGAUUGCGCUCGCAAAAGUGAUGAGCAUUGCGAAGAUGAUGAAACAAGAGUUUGGCGACAGAGACUACUCGCUGUCCGCAAUCGGAGGCGUUGAGACAGGUGGCGACGCCGCCGAGUUCAUCCUUUUAGGCGCAAAUACAGUUCAGGUCUGCACGGGUGUAAUGAUGCACGGAUAUGGUCUCGUGAAGAAGCUUUGCUCCGAGCUGCAGGAUUUCAUGAGAAAGCACAAUUUCGCAACGAUCGAUGAUUUCCGAGGGGCAUCGUUGACGUACUUUACGACUCACACGGAUUUGGUGAAACGGCAGCAAGAAGCGAUUGCGAAAAGGAAGGCGAUCAAGAAAGGGUUGGCAUCGGAUAAAGACUGGACCGGCGACGGGUUCGUGAAGGAAACCGAGAGCAUGGUUUCGAACUAAGAAUAUACAUACAGGUCAAGUGUAUCUAUCUAUCUUCUUCGUUACAUUUGGUUUUUGAAUAUCUCCGAAGAAUAAAUUGCUGAAUAGGAGGCGGCAUGGGUAGUCAUAAUAACUCAUCCUGUCCUGUGUUUCUUCUUCGUUGGUUCCCAUCGAAACUUUUUUGAGUUAACAUUUCCUUGUAUAUGGAUGUGAAAUAAAUUAAUAAUAAUAAUAAUAAUAUGCGAUCA